UAAGUCUACGCUCAAUCAAUGCCUUACCCAUUCCUACCGGUGUUUCCCCUCUUCAUUUUGCUCUUCUUCUUGCUUUCACUUCUUCAAUUCUUGCGACUUUCCCAUUGUUUGCUUGAUGGAGCUUAAUUACAGUCCUUAAAAGGCUGUCCUGCUUGCUUGAUAGAUGGAUGCUGUUGAAAAAGAUGAUAUGCCAAUGUUAACCGAUACAGACUGGCCAUCCGAUAGAAAUGAGGAUAACUCACAGCGAAGGUUGUCACGCAGGAGCAAAAGUGUUUCAAUAUCCAUCCCAGUGAGCUCAUUUGAGUUGGAUUCCAGUGCAACAAGUCUUGUUGGCUUUACAGGUCCCUUGUGUUGUGGAAGAAAAACUCCACGUAGACAGAGACAAGGGAAUCCCUCACAGUCCAUCCAUGGUACCAUAGGCUUUGAAAGGAGAGAGCCUGUGGAACAAGAAAACAUUAUAAUGCUUAAUCAUCAGAGGGGAGAUCAUGAUAAUGAAGCAAAAAAUGAACACUUAUUGAGGUCAGGACAAUUGGGGAUGUGCAAUGAUCCUUACUGUACAACAUGCCCAAGUUCUUACAAUUACAAGGAACUGCUGAAGAACUCAAGACAAACAUUUGGGAUUGGAACAGAGCUUCAUGAUGUUCUGCAUGGAGGUGCAACGGGGUGGGCAAGAAAAAAGUUAUCCUUGCUGAAGCAUUUUAUAUUUGGGGUCAUGAAUCCACAUGCCAAAGUUGUUCAGCAGUGGAACCAAUUCAUUGUCAUUUCUUGCUUAUUGGCCAUUUUCAUAGACCCCUUAUUCUUUUACUUGCUGUUAACAGAUAAGGUUCAUAAGUGCAUAGUAAUUAAUUGGCCUAUGACGCAAACCAUUGUGGUUUUCAGAAGCAUGACGGACCUUAUUUACCUCACGCACAUGCUAGUUCAGUUCAGGUUAGCAUUCAUUUCACCUGAAUCAAGAGUUGUGGGUGCUGGAGACUUGGUUGACCAUCCUAAAGAAAUUGCGUUACAUUAUCUUUCCGGAUUUUUUUUCCUCGACUUAUUUAUUGUAUUACCACUUCCUCAGAUGAUAGUAUUAUUUAUUCUACCAAAGGCCAUUGCAUCAUCUGGAGCUAAUUAUGCAAAGAAUCUGUUGCGAUCAUCUGUUCUGGUUCAGUACCUUCCCAGAUUAUACCGAUUUCUGCCUCUUCUUGCUGGCCAGUCUCCAAGUGGUUUCAUAUUUGAGUCGGCGUGGGCGAACUUUAUCAUCAAUCUUCUGACUUUUGUCUUGUCUGGUCAUGUUGUUGGGUCAUGCUGGUAUCUUCUUGGGUUACAGAGAGUGAAUCAAUGCCUUCGAGAUGCUUGUCAUAACUCUGGAAUCGAAUCUUGCAUGAAGUUUCUAGACUGUGGGCAUGGGACUGAUUUUCAGAAAUUUGAAGUGGACCCAAAUUGGAAAAGCUGGAAGGACAAUGGAAAUUCCAGUGCUUGUUUUAGUGAAGGUGGUUUCCCCUAUGGAAUUUAUGUGAAAGCUGUCAAUCUCACCACCGAAAAUAGCAUAAUCACAAGAUAUGUCUACUCCUUUUUUUGGGGGUUUCAGCAAAUUAGCACACUGGCUGGCAAUCAAACUCCAAGUUAUUUUGUGUGGGAAGUUCUAUUUACUAUGGGCAUCAUUGGGCUUGGACUUCUGCUUUUUGCGCUUCUUAUUGGAAACAUGCAAAACUUUCUUCAAGGUCUCGGACGCAGGCGGCUUGAGAUGUCACUUAGACGACGUGAUGUUGAGCAGUGGAUGAGCCACCGACGCUUGCCAGAAGACCUACGAAGAAAAGUUCGAGAGUCGGAGCGUUAUAAUUGGGCUGCUACCCGAGGGGUUAAUGAAGAAAGGCUAAUGGAGAAUUUGCCUGAAGACGUGCAAAGAGACAUACGCCGGCAUCUCUUUGAGUUUGUCAAGAAAGUCCGAAUUUUUGCACUAAUGGAUGAACCAAUUUUAGAUGCAAUAUGUGAAAGGUUAAGGCAAAAGACAUACAUCAAAGGAGGAAAAACUUUAUAUCAAGGAGGGCUUGUGACGAAGAUGGUUUUUAUAGUAAGAGGGAAGAUGGAGAGCAUGGGUGAAGAUGGUAAUAAAGUUCCACUGUCGGAGGGUGAUGUGUGUGGCGAAGAACUUCUAAGAUGGUGCCUUGAAGAUUCCUCUGUUAAUGGAGAUGCAAGAAAUCAUACACAACCAAGAUACAGAUUACGUAGCAACAGGACGGUGAAAUGCUUAACAAAUGUUGAGGCCUUUGUGCUUCGGGCUGCAGAUCUUGAAGAAGUCACCAGCCUUUUUGCUGGUUUCUUGAGGAAUCAUCGUGUUCAGAUUGCCAUAAGGAACGAGUCUCCGUACUGGCGAGGCUUGGCGGCAACCACCAUCCAGGUGGCAUGGAGAUACAGGAAGAAGCGGCUAAGUCAUACACACACCUCACGUGGUGGUAUACUCUUUCGUCCUAGUUGGAUUAGCCGCUAGUGUAAAACUCUCAUAAAUUUCCACUUAUGAAGUCGUAAUUAUGUAUAUUUCACUGGAAAUACCUUGAAUUAGGCAAUAUGGGUGUCUAAAUGUCUCUACGGUCUGUAUCGAUGCUUCCUCAUUGUGUCUGUAGAUAAUGAAGUCAUAUUUAUAAGAUGUACAUUUUGUCAAUUGUGCCUA
Molecule: messenger RNA, 2650 nt
Organism: Cynara cardunculus var. scolymus (artichoke)
Lineage: Eukaryota; Viridiplantae; Streptophyta; Magnoliopsida; Asterales; Asteraceae
Product: probable cyclic nucleotide-gated ion channel 20, chloroplastic
Exons: 13
Coding region: 164-2470 (768 amino acids)
Biological process (GO): monoatomic ion transport; transmembrane transport
Cellular component (GO): membrane
Molecular function (GO): monoatomic ion channel activity
Source: RefSeq, a predicted model, not a curated record